Molecule: messenger RNA, 2185 nt
Organism: Mizuhopecten yessoensis (Yesso scallop)
Lineage: Eukaryota; Metazoa; Mollusca; Bivalvia; Pectinida; Pectinidae
Exons: 2
Coding region: 316-1977 (553 amino acids)
Biological process (GO): proton transmembrane transport
Cellular component (GO): membrane
Molecular function (GO): proton channel activity
Source: RefSeq, a predicted model, not a curated record
AUCAGUCUGCCACCUGGAGGGAAAAUAUGAUAAUGUAAAUAUCUUCACAUGCAUUUGACAUACACGGAAGGUUUUUCCAUUCAAGUAGACACAGACCAAGGUAUCAAAUAGCACACUUCCUUGUUAACUACAACCGAACUUAGAAUGCAGACGAGGUGAAAUUCUAGAGGCGAACUUGGUUCGUGUCAUACUUCCUGUAUUACAUCUGAACUCAGAGUAAGGAGGAGUGGAGUCCUUGUUGUUUUACACAUGAGCUUCGAGUAAAUCCGAGGUGUGGUCUAGGGGAGAUCUGGUGACGGAAAGCAGACUGCCAACAUGUCAUGGUCAGAAAUCCUCACACUUCCGUUUACGGCCGGAAAUCAAUAUACAUCAACGAAUGGACGAACACACCAUGACGGUUCUAUUUCUACUGUUGUGGUCGUCACUUCCGUUUUGGCAUUCAUAACAGUCUUGAUGUCUCUGCAGGAAAACACUCCAUCCGGUCACGUGAUACUUGAUCCAAUGGUCAUGAGGUUAUCUCUCACGGUCAUUGUUGUUGCUGGUAUAUGCUCGACUAUAUACCUCGCAAAACUUGCUAAGAGACAAUCCCCAAUCACUGCAUGCCGAAAACCGUCAGCUUGUUUCCGUCUACUUCAAAUAGGAUGUCUUUGGCUGUUCGGCCUAGGAGUAGUGAUGAUAUGCCUAUUCGAAACCACCCGCCUUAUCUUUUGCGAUUCGGAAAUAACCCGAGUACUUCCGAGUCAGGAGUUAGGUGUAAACAUUGUAUAUCACGUCACUAGGAUAGUUUUAGUCGUCAUUGAAGUAUGUUUCAUAACCUGCUUUACCUUUGUGAAGUUUGAUCAUUGCCUCUCCACAUACUAUGCCUUGUUGUUCAUCGUACUGGCCAACACCUCGGUCUGGAUAUAUUACUACCUGGCGUUGGAGGAUGUGUCAUCAUUCAGACUACUCCACAAUUACAAUGCUACUGCCCCUCCGGGAAAUAGUACCAACAAGACAUGUUAUCAAAACUCUACCAUCGGACUCCUUACAGGUCAAGUCAACAAGAUUCUAUAUCCAGUUAACACAGAGUUUUCUUUACUUGUCUUGAAGUUUGUUUUGGAAAUGUGGAGUUUGGAGCGAACGGAAGCAUCAAAUGUCAAUCAUAUAACUAGUGUGAUGGGGAUUACAGAGACCGGCUCAACAGACCAACCGACGUCAGGGGAAGAGCAGGAACAUUUGAACGAGAGAUCAAGUUUGCUGAACACAAAUUGGGAAUACAGAAUCCAUAACAGCCAGGAGUAUACAUCUCUCGACAACGCUUGUCCCAUUUCUUUCUACGUCGCAAUAGCUGUCGCAAUUUCCUGGGUUCUACCUCUAGCAAUUAUGUAUAUAAUGCUUGAGUAUCGCUUCCCUGAUAGCCAUGAAUUCUACAGGAUCAUAGCGGCAUAUGAGGUGGCGUACAGAGUAGUAAUGACCGCUGCUGUCACCUGUACCUGGGUUUACCUCCAGAAGGAUGGCAGGCCCGUCACAGACCACAUAAGUCUGAAGAGUAAGGAUUAUAUUCUGCUGCUCGGUACAUUCGGGGCGGCUAUUUACUUCAUCCACGUCUUAAUCGCGGGUUCAUUGACAAAAAACAACAAUGGAAAAACAGAUAUCAUAUCAAAUGUUAUAAGCAUGGUUUUUCUUUAUUUACAAACCACUCUCUUGUUGCAGACUAGAAAGUUCGUUCCUAAACGGAAGAACAUUCGGAACUUUCCAAGUUUUAGGUCGCUGUGCACUGUUCUUUCCAUUCUGAACUUCGGGUAUUGGAUUACUGACAGUUUUGUCGGCAUGAAAUUUCCUGCUGCCUCUUCGCCCAAAGUCGAGGCGUUUGGUAGUAAAUAUUGGACGCUUGUCAUGCAGUAUGCCUUCCCACUGGUGAUUUUCUACAGAUUAGAGUCUGGGUUUGCUUUUUUAAGACUCUACGGGGACUUUUUUGGUGACGAUCUUAUCCAAUAAAGUAUUGUGUGUCCGCCCACGAUGAUGUAUUAUAUUUCCCCCUAAAUAACGUACUGUUUUCGUCCCUCCAAGUAACUCCCUGUGUUCUUCACUCACGACAUUGCGGCGUGUUAGUCUAUCCCUGUAACGCACUGUUUAUGUCGAAUAUUAUCGAAUCAUUGGCUCAGUAUGUGUUAACAAUCAACAUAAUAAACAACAUGAAAAUCCG